Messenger RNA from Gastrolobium bilobum, 1116 nucleotides. Its product is annotated as WAT1-related protein At1g09380-like. The record is from RefSeq and is a predicted model, not a curated record. Lineage: Eukaryota; Viridiplantae; Streptophyta; Magnoliopsida; Fabales; Fabaceae. The transcript has 7 exons. Gene Ontology annotation, molecular function: transmembrane transporter activity. The coding region runs from base 1 to 1116 and encodes 371 amino acids. Gene Ontology annotation, cellular component: plasma membrane.
AUGGACACUAGGGGUCUCGUUCCAUUGUUCUUAAUGAUUCUUGUGCAGUUGGUCUAUGCAGGGAUGAAUAUUACCUCAAAGCUUGCAAUGCAAUCUGGCAUGAACCCUCUUAUACUUGUUGCUUACCGCCAAAUCUUUGCAACUGUGUCCAUCUUUCCAUUUGCUUAUUGGCUGGAAUGGAAUACAGUUCCCAGGAUGACAAAGCGUAUAAUGUUCCAGUUAUUAGUAUCUUCCUUAACAGGUGCUACAGGAAACCAGGUUCUGUACUUCUGGGGGCUAAAAUAUUCAACCGCUACAAUUGCAUGCGCACUUAGUAAUUUGCUCCCAGCUUUCACUUUUAUCCUUGCAGUCAUCUUCAGACAAGAGAAUGUGAAAAUCACGAAGAAGGCCAGCGUAGCAAAGGUGUUGGGGACAGUUUUGUGUGUGGGUGGAGCCUUGCUUUUAUCAUUUUACCAUGGAAAAGUCAUUGGUUUAGGCGAAUCGAGUAUUCACUGGGGAUAUGCAGACAAAAUAGAAGGAACAAGCACCUCCGGCAAGUCAAACUCGCUUCUAGGCCCUUUUGUCUUAAUUGCUAGCUCCCUUGUUUGGGCAUUAUGGUUCAUAAUUCAAGCAGACAUAAGCAAGAAGUUUCCAGCUCCUUAUACGAGCACCUUCUACAUGUGUUUCUUGGCAAGUUUUCAGUGUGUGGUGAUUGCCUUGUGCUUUGAACACAGGGCCUCAGAGUGGUCACUCUACAAUGCUAUGAGGCUUACCUCUUCUCUUUAUGCGGGAAUAGUUUGCACUGGGCUAGCGUAUUGCCUCAUAUCGUGGACCAUUGAGAGGAGAGGUCCUCUGUAUGUCUCUGUAUUUACUCCCUUGCAGCUUGUCAUCACCGCUAUUGUAAGCUGGGCUUUGCUUCGGGAGAAAUUAUACGUUGGAACUGCCAUGGGGUCUCUCGUGAUAGUUUUCGGACUCUAUUCUGUUCUGUGGGGAAAGAACAAAGAGGUGAAUAACAAAGAUGCUGCUAUUGAAGUGAAAGUGAUGGAAGCAAUCAAGGAUGAAGAGAAGGAUGCCAAGAAUGAUAUGGAAUUAAAAUCCUAUAUGCCAUCCAAUGGUAACCAUCAUGUUGUUACUUAA